Molecule: messenger RNA, 2162 nt
Organism: Rhopalosiphum maidis (corn leaf aphid)
Lineage: Eukaryota; Metazoa; Arthropoda; Insecta; Hemiptera; Aphididae
Exons: 5
Coding region: 262-1368 (368 amino acids)
Source: RefSeq, a predicted model, not a curated record
ACAGGAGUUGUCGUAGAAACACUACGAACUAUAUGAAGUUUUUAAUUUAAAUUUUAAUAUUUUAUGCUCUAUCAGUAUUAUAAAUUAUAAUAUUUACUAUUUGGUUGUAAUUGUAUAAAUACGACUUACCGUUAACCGUUAGGUAGUAAAAAUGAUAGUUUCAUUUACAAAGUAGAAUGUAUAAAAAAUAAUCAAAAACAAAUUAAGGAAGCUUCAAAGUUAAUGCAUAUCAUAACAUAUUCAUAAAUCUUAACUGUAGCUAUGGUGUUUAUGUAUAGAAGCAUAAACGGCAAUAAGUCCAAAAUAUGUGCUUUGCCAAUGCCUUUAUUAAUGGGCUUUGUUAUUGGCAUUAUGUCAGUUUAUACUUAUUAUUUGGUAUUGAAUUAUGAAGACAACACAAAGUUAACGCCAGUUCCAGUUAAAAAUUUUAACAAUGAAAUAAAGAUGAACUAUAAUCACCAUCUAGUGGAUUUAACAAAACCAACUAUAAAUCAUAAUACAUCUAUUUUGUGUCUUAUAUUUAUUAAUAAUAUAGACUCAUUACUUAUGCAACACAAUGUUUGGCUCGAUAAAUGUGGUGACAACAAAAUAUAUGUGAGUAAACAAAAGCACAAGUAUAUUGGACAAGUUGUAACUGAUACGUAUUCAUCACAACCAUGGAAAUAUUACUGUCAGACUAUAAUGUACUUACAUAACCAAUAUAAUUCACAUAAUAUUAAAUAUGAUUGGAUAUUUUUGGCCAAAGAUAAUGUUUGGUUAAUUUAUGAAAACUUAUUACAUUUAAUAUCAUUAUUGAAUGUCAAUAAACACAAACAUAAUUAUUAUGCUGGACAAUACACUAACGGUAUAUUAAAUAUUAAUGCAGGAGUACUGUUUAAUACAAAUACAUUAACAGCGUUAGUGCAUUUAAUCAGUAAUGUGGAUGGUUGUAAUUCGGAAGUAUCCAACAAUGAAAGUCAAAUGUUAGAUUAUUAUUUAAGAAAACUGAAUAAUAUUAUACCAAUAAGUAACAUGGAUUCAUAUGGCUGUACCUUGUUUCAUUCAAUAAAUAUUUUCAAUGCUUUUAAUGUAAAAAGCUUGAGACCUGAAAUACUUAAUAAAUGUAUGAGUAGAUUUGCUAUUACAUUUCAACUAGAUUUAUCUUCAAAUUACUAUGCAAUGUUUUACAAGUAUGUCUUAUACAAAAUAAGAUUAGUAACCAAACAAGAUCUAAUGUCUAACUCUAAUAAAAUUAUAUCAGAACCAUCUCCUGAAGACAUAAAUAUUUGGAGGAGAGAAGCACUUUAUGAAUUGAAUCUCGAUCCUAGUAAUACAUCACAAACAGAUUUUUUUUACUACUGGUCAAAAAAGCGUCAAAUUAUUUUAUAAUUGUUCAUUUUUUAUUAUUUAAAUUUAGGUACAUUGGUUGUGGUUUCAGUGGUAUGGUAAAGUUCUAAUUUAUCACAAACAAGUAUUUUUAUCUAAUUUUUACCAAUAAAUAUUCUCACUCAAUUUAUAUUAAUAAUUUUGCUUUAAAUAGAAUUUUGUUUAUCAUACUGUUUCAGUGGCACCGAUGCAUCAACAACUUUAUGUUGCCAACUAGACCUAAUUAAUUUAACCACUCACCACUUACUACACUAUAAAUGUACAUCAUAAUCAGAUGUGUACAAAAUAUGAUAUAUAUUUUUUUGUGUGAUAUUUAAAACAUUUAUUCUAAUCUGUCUACUUUAAAAACCCACCCACCCAAAUAUAUUGUGGUCAGAACAGAUAGAUAUAGGGAUCGGUGCCACUGUACUGUUUUAUGAAAUAUCAUUAUUACCCAUUUAAUAUUAUCUUCUUUGCCGUACCAUUGUAAUAUUCUUUUAAAAACAGGGUAAUUUAAAUAAGUGUUUAUAAUUUGUUUUUUUAAGUUAAGUAUUUUGUAAUAAUUAAGUAUAAAAUUGUAAUAACGUUUUAUGCUUAUAAGUAACUUCUAGUCUGUAAAUUCUAGUGAAAUUUUUAUUUUUUUAUUUUUUAUUUUUAUUUAUUCUUCAAGAAGAUAAUGAGUCCUACUGAACAUGUUCAAAUUAUGCAACUAUUUGUAUAAAUAAGAUCUAUUUUUAUUUUUUCUAAAGUUUGUAGGCAGAAACAGUUGAUCUUUUAAUAAACUGUAUUUUAAAUGUAAGAUAUUGAAACCUUUAUAA